Knipowitschia caucasica is the source of this 297-nucleotide messenger RNA. NCBI's taxonomy places the organism in Eukaryota, Metazoa, Chordata, Actinopteri, Gobiiformes, Gobiidae. The record is from the annotation of a GenBank genome assembly.
AUGCAGUCUCAGUCCUCCCCCUCCUCCAAGCACCACACAAGACCCAUCCCAACGACACUCCGACUUGAGUUAAUCAUUCCACUACCAGCCCAUAACUUUUCGUAUUCUUCCAAAACCAACACCACCACCAUCUCCCCCCACGCUCCCCAGAACGGCGAGGUGUCAGGGGCCAAAUCGAUGCUUCUCGGCCCCCAUCCCCUGCGCCUGAACCCUCACCUCGCGCUGACAGAGCAACAAUGGCACAAACCACUCGUUCUGGGGAGUGUGUUUAAGUCUGAGCAAACACCGAGCCGGUAA